Molecule: messenger RNA, 438 nt
Organism: Necator americanus (New World hookworm)
Lineage: Eukaryota; Metazoa; Nematoda; Chromadorea; Rhabditida; Ancylostomatidae
Exons: 5
Coding region: 1-438 (145 amino acids)
Source: RefSeq, a predicted model, not a curated record
AUGUGCGACCAUGAUCUGGGUGGCUUCUCCUGUGGCAGACUUGGUUGUACGUCUAGGAGCGACUUAAAAUUCUUUGGGUGGUGUUCUCUGUGGACAAUGGUCCAGACACUGAUAUUGCUGGGAUCGAUUCACACCUUCUCGGUGGUAGACGGAACGCUACUCACUAAAUUGUUCAAAUCCAGUCUUCUGUUGGUUCGCUCUGUUGAUGAUUUCUUGUUGCUUACGCACUUGUUCCUGAAAAAAAUACGCUACGGAUCUAAAACAUUCAUUGGGCAGCUCCGCAAUGGCGUGAGAGUGAGUGUCCACCUUCUGGGUAUCGAACUGCAAUGCACAACGGAGGUUGCAGGUCCUCUGGCAGGGUCUCGCAAGCAGCUGAGAAGGAGUUCGACAUCGCCGACAUUUCCAAUUUCAUGGAAUCAGAGGCCUAGCCAGGAGUAG